Messenger RNA from Nelumbo nucifera (sacred lotus), 1361 nucleotides. RefSeq names its product RPM1-interacting protein 4-like. The record is from RefSeq and is a predicted model, not a curated record. Gene Ontology annotation, cellular component: plasma membrane. Lineage: Eukaryota; Viridiplantae; Streptophyta; Magnoliopsida; Proteales; Nelumbonaceae.
AAUAUAAUACAGGGGAAAUGUAGAGUAGUACAUUUGCGGGUUUUGUUGAGAGGAUUUUUUUUAAUAAAUGUCGAUAGGAAAUUUUGAAACAUAGUUGAGAGACGGAGGGAGAAGUCUGAAAGGUCAAACAAUACCGGUGGUGCCGGUCAAUGGGUGACUGGUUUUGGCUCUCUUUUUCUAUGGAUCUUCGUGGGAAUUGGUGAAGAAGCUGGGUAUUUAUGAAUUUUCCGGCUGGUAUUAGGAGGGUAGUCGAGGAGGAAGUUUGAAUACUAUUGAAGAAUUCUUUGUCUGCCAUUUCUGGGCUUUAUUCAAAGCUUUCUGAAGAAAAAAUGGCGCAACGUUCACAUGUACCAAAAUUUGGUAAUUGGGAAAGCGAAGAGAAUGUACCUUACACAGCUUACUUCGAGAGGGCACGGAAAGGCAGAGGUACCGGGAAGAUUAUAAAUCCAAAUGACCCUCAAGAGAACCCAGAUAUGUUUUCUGAUAAUAUACCAACACCACCAGUUCGAGCUCCUCCCUUCAGGACAGGAGCUGAACUGGAGGGGACAGGAGCUGGAAGGCCGAAGCAUGAGCACCAAUCAAGCAGGGAAGAUGCUGAUUUCAGGCGACUAACUGAUUCUCCAGCACGCCAUGACACUGGAGGUCGUAGAGUAAGUUCUGGUGAAACUGCCAAAAAGCCUGGUCGACCAGUUGGUACACCUGACCGGAGUGUUGAACACUCUCCACUCCAUCCUCAUUACCAGGCAAGAGUUGCAGGUAGAACUGGUGUAGCUUCUCCUUCCUGGGAAAGAAAGGGUUCAUCUGAUCAUGGGCAUGGUUUAGCUCCCUUGACCCCUGGAAGAUCGCRACCUAGAUCUCGAGGCGAUGAAACUUUUGAAAGAGGUCCUGCUGUACCAAAAUUUGGUGAUUGGGAUGAGAACAACCCUGCGUCAGCUGAUGGUUAUACUCACAUCUUCAACAAAGUGAGGGAAGAGAAGCAGAGCGGAGCAGCAAAGGUACCAGUCAUGCCAACUGAAUCAUCUUACACCAAUGGUCAGAAGCAAAACAACAAUUACAGUGAUGUGAGUUGUUGUGGCUGCUUUGGGGGCCGAAAAUGAUGUUUUGUGUCUAUAGAUGAAAUAUAAAUUGUGUGGGACUUGUAAAUAGCUCCUAGGGCUGUCUGUAGAGAGUUACUCUUCAGGAGUGCAUUCUUUCACUCUCGUGCUUUCUGUGACAAUAAACAUGAAGUUUUGAUGUGAAACAUUUUGCUAUUUUUCCUUUGGUUGUCUUCUUCUCUACUUUAUUAUUCUCUCCAAUUUCCAUUUUCCUAUUUAUAUUUUGAUGAAAGAAAUACAGAUCCAUAUUCAUUUAUUUCAUUUCAA